Molecule: messenger RNA, 2636 nt
Organism: Mandrillus leucophaeus (drill)
Lineage: Eukaryota; Metazoa; Chordata; Mammalia; Primates; Cercopithecidae
Gene: AP1G2
Product: adaptor-related protein complex 1, gamma 2 subunit
Exons: 22
Coding region: 98-2455 (785 amino acids)
Biological process (GO): receptor-mediated endocytosis; Golgi to vacuole transport; intracellular protein transport
Cellular component (GO): Golgi apparatus; AP-1 adaptor complex; membrane coat
Molecular function (GO): clathrin-cargo adaptor activity
Source: RefSeq, a predicted model, not a curated record
AGAGGGAAGGACCGCACGGAUCACCAACCCCUGCUCGGCCCCGUACCAGGAAGCGCUGGGGGGCAGAGGAGCGGAGUUGAGGCAGAAGCCAGUCAGAAUGGUGGCGCCUUCGCUGAAGCUUCAGGACCUCAUCGAAGAGAUUCGCGGGGCCAAGACUCAGGCCCAGGAGCGGGAGGUGAUCCAAAAGGAGUGCGCCCACAUCCGGGCCUCCUUCCGCGAUGGGGACCCAGUGCACAGGCACCGGCAGCUGGCCAAACUGCUCUACGUCCACAUGUUGGGCUACCCCGCCCACUUUGGACAGAUGGAGUGCCUGAAACUGAUCGCCUCCUCCAGAUUCACAGACAAGAGGGUGGGCUACCUGGGGGCCAUGCUUCUAUUGGAUGAGAGGCACGAUGCCCACCUGCUCAUUACCAACAGCAUCAAGAAUGACCUGAGCCAGGGGAUUCAGCCAGUACAAGGCCUGGCCUUGUGCACUUUGAGCACCAUGGGCUCUGCUGAGAUGUGCCGAGACCUGGCCCCAGAGGUGGAGAAACUGCUCCUGCAGCCCAGUCCCUACGUGCGCAAGAAGGCUAUUCUGACUGCAGUGCACAUGAUCCGGAAGGUCCCUGAACUCUCCAGCGUCUUCCUCCCACCCUGUGUCCACCUGCUUCACGAGCGUCACCAUGGCAUCCUGCUGGGCACCAUCACGCUGAUCACGGAGCUCUGCGAACGAAGCCCUGCAGCCCUCAGGCACUUCCGAAAGGUGGUACCCCAGCUGGUACAGAUCCUCCGGACUCUGGUGACAACGGGAUACUCCACAGAACACAGCAUAUCUGGAGUCAGCGACCCCUUCCUGCAGGUCCAGAUACUUCGUCUGCUUCGGAUCCUGGGCCGGAACCACGAGGAGAGCAGUGAGACCAUGAAUGACUUGCUGGCCCAGGUGGCCACUAACACAGACACCAGCCGAAAUGCCGGGAAUGCGGUCCUGUUUGAGACAGUACUCACCAUCAUGGAUAUCCGCUCUGCAGCUGGCCUACGGGUUCUAGCUGUCAACAUUCUUGGCCGCUUCCUACUCAACAGUGACAGGAACAUUAGGUAUGUAGCCCUGACAUCAUUGCUUCGACUGGUGCAGUCUGAUCACAGUGCUGUGCAGCGGCAUCGGCCCACUGUGGUGGAUUGUCUACAGGAAACUGAUGCCUCCCUCAGCCGGAGGGCCCUGGAACUAAGCCUGGCUCUGGUAAAUAGCUCCAAUGUGCGAGCCAUGAUGCAAGAGCUGCAGGCCUUUCUGGAGUCCUGCCCGCCUGACCUACGGGCUGACUGUGCCUCAGGCAUCCUGCUAGCUGCAGAAAGGUUUGCUCCCACCAAACGCUGGCACAUAGACACCAUCCUGCAUGUGCUGACCACGGCAGGCACGCAUGUGCGGGAUGAUGCAGUGGCCAACCUGACCCAGCUGAUUGGGGGGGCCCAGGAGCUACAUGCCUACUCUGUGCGCCGCCUCUACAAUGCCCUGGCAGAAGACAUUUCCCAGCAACCACUGGUGCAGGUGGCAGCCUGGUGCAUUGGGGAAUAUGGGGACCUCCUGCUGGAGGGGAACUGUGAGGAGAUUGAGCCCCUUCAGGUGGACGAAGAGGAAGUACUGGCAUUGCUGGAAAAGGUGCUGCAGUCCCAUAUGUCCCUGCCAGCCACUCGAGGAUAUGCCCUCACAGCCCUCAUGAAACUCAGCACUCGCCUCCAAGGGGACAAUAACCGCAUCCGCCAGGUGGUGUCCAUCUAUAGGAGCUGCUUGGACGUGGAGCUGCAACAGCGGGCUGUGGAGUAUGACACACUCUUCCGGAAGUACGAUCACAUGAGGGCUGCCAUCCUGGAAAAAAUGCCUCUUGUGGAGCGAGAUGGCCCUCAGGCUGAUGAGGAAGCAAAGGAAAGCAAAGCAGCAGCCCAACUUUCAGAAGCAGCCCCAGCACCCACAGAGCCCCAGGCCUCACAGCUCCUGGAUCUGCUAGAUCUCCUGGAUGGGGCUUCUGGGGAUGCCCAGCAUCCUCCCCCUCUGGAUCCCUCCCCUGGAGGUGCCCUGGUAUACCUGCUUGACCUUCCCUGUGCACCUCCACCCCCAGCUCCCAUCCCAGAUCUCAAAGUGUUUGAGCGUGAGGGAGUACAGCUGAAUCUGUCUUUCAUUCGACCCCCUGAAAACCCUGCUUUGCUGUUAAUCACCGCCACUGCCACCAACUCCUCAGAGGGUGAUGUCACCGAUUUCAUCUGCCAGGCUGCUGUGCCCAAGAGUCUCCAGCUGCAGCUGCAGGCCCCCAGUGGGAACACAGUUCCAGCUCGGGGUGGCCUUCCUAUCACCCAGCUCUUCAGAAUCCUCAAUCCUAACAAGGCCCCCCUGCGGCUAAAGCUGCGCCUCACCUACAACCACUUUCACCAGUCAGUGCAGGAGAUCUUUGAGGUGAACAACUUGCCUGUGGAAUCGUGGCAGUAACUGUCUACAUCACAGCCUGAAAUUCUCCUGUGUCCCAAACCCCAGGGGGCCCCAGCCGCUUGAAACCUACACCUGAGGGCUACCAGCAGGUGGCACUCUGGCUUUGCACUGCAAAAACUGGGGACCAGCCCCCUUCUCCCACAAAUAAAGCCCAAUAAAGCCUGAGAGGGGAGGAAAGCCA